AUGUUGGCCAUCAGCACCCAACUCCAUUUCUGGUGGGCCAAGGGGCUCUGGGCGAUCCAGUGCCUCGAUAUCUCACCAACACUGACAUCGGCGGAGCCUACCAGCAAGUACACGGUCACCCUUCAAUUCAGAUGGAUGCCGAAGCGAAGCGAGCGGUCCCGAAAUCGGGUAAUCCACCUUGAGAAGGGGGAAGGGGAAGAGAUGCUGGCGGAGCUGACGACUUGGUACGGCAACCCAAGCACCCAAUCUCGAGAGGGGGGAAUCAUCGCAGCAACGGAUGUCUAUUCCCACCAGCCGCUUCUCUCGGGCCAUGUCUUCCACGUCCGCUUUGAUAGCGAGGAGGAGGCACAGAACAUGAAGGAUGUGGUGGACCUCCAAUGGUAUCUCAUUGUCACAGCGUCUUUGGCUGGCGCGCCCGAUGAAAAUGAGCUCUCCGAAUUUGCGCGCCAUGAUGAGGACGGAUAUGAGGACGGAUAUGAGCAUGGAUACGAGGAUGGAUAUGAAGACGGAUAUGAGGACGAAUGA
This is a messenger RNA of Dichotomopilus funicola, 525 nucleotides long. RefSeq lists its product as uncharacterized. The record is from RefSeq and is a predicted model, not a curated record. NCBI's taxonomy places the organism in Eukaryota, Fungi, Ascomycota, Sordariomycetes, Sordariales, Chaetomiaceae. The transcript has a single exon. Bases 1 to 525 code for a protein of 174 amino acids.